This is a messenger RNA of Leopardus geoffroyi (Geoffroy's cat), 2269 nucleotides long. RefSeq names its product arachidonate 12-lipoxygenase, 12S type (gene ALOX12). Bases 1 to 2058 code for a protein of 685 amino acids. NCBI's taxonomy places the organism in Eukaryota, Metazoa, Chordata, Mammalia, Carnivora, Felidae. Gene Ontology annotation, cellular component: sarcolemma; cytosol. The transcript has 15 exons. Gene Ontology annotation, biological process: lipid oxidation; linoleic acid metabolic process. Gene Ontology annotation, molecular function: arachidonate 15-lipoxygenase activity; iron ion binding; arachidonate 12(S)-lipoxygenase activity. The record is from RefSeq and is a predicted model, not a curated record.
AUGGGCCGCUACCGCAUCGGCGUGGCCACCGGCGCCUGGCUCUUCUCCGGGUCGCACAACCGCGUGCAGCUGUGGCUGGUCGGGGCGCGCGGGGAGGCGCGGCUGGAGCUGCGGCUGCGGCCGGUGCGGGGCCAGGAGGAGGAGUUCGAGCGGGACGUCCCCAAGGACCUGGGGCCCCUGCAGUUCGUGAAGCUGCGCAAACACCACUCGCUGGUGGACGACGCUUGGUUCUGCGACUGCAUCACCGUGCGCGGCCCCGGAGCCUGCGAGGAGGCCACCUUCUUCCCCUGCUACCGCUGGGUGCAAGGCCAGGACGUGCUGAGCCUGCCCGAGGGCACCGCGCGCCUGGCAGGAGAGAAUGCCUCGGACGUGUUCCAGAAGCAUCGGGAGAAAGAGCUGAAGGAGAGACGAAGACUGUACUGCUGGGCCACCUGGAAGGAAGGGUUACCCCGGACGAUAGCGGCAGAACGCCAGGACGAUCUGCCUCCAAACUCGAGGUUCCAUGAGGAAAAGAGGCUGGACUUCGAGUGGGCGCUGAAGGCAGGGGCUCUGGAGACGGUCCUCAAGCGCGUUUACACCCUCCUGAGCUCCUGGAGCCGCCUGGAGGAUUUUGACCAGAUCUUCUGGGGCCAGAAGAGCGACCUGGCUGAGAGGGUUCACCACUGCUGGCGGGACGAUGAACUUUUCGGCUACCAGUUCCUCAAUGGCGCCAACCCCAUGGUGCUGAGACGCUCCGCCUCCCUGCCCUCCCGGCUGGUGCUGCCCUCGGGGACCGAGGCACUGGGGGCCCAGCUGGAGAGAGAACUCCAGAGCGGUUCCCUGUUUGAGGCUGACUUCAGCCUGCUGGACGGAAUCCCGGCCAACGUGAUCCGAGGAGAGAAGCAGUACCUGGCCGCCCCCCUCGUCAUGCUCCAGAUGCGGCCCGAGGGGAAGCUGCUGCCCGUGGUCAUCCAGAUCCAGCCCCCCAGCCCCAGCUGCCCCGCGCCCCCGCUGUUCCUGCCCUCGGAUCCCCCGCUCGCCUGGCUCCUGGCGAAGAUCUGGGUCCGCAAUUCCGAUUUCCAACUGCACCAGCUCCAGUAUCAUCUGCUCAACACCCACCUGGUGGCCGAGGUCAUCGCCGUGGCCACCAUGAGGUGCCUCCCAGGGCUGCACCCCGUCUUCAAGCUCCUGAUCCCGCACAUCCGCUAUACCUUGGAAAUCAACACCCGGGCCAGAUCCCAGCUCAUCUCGGAAGGAGGAAUAUUUGAUAAGGCGGUGAGCACUGGCGGAGGGGGCCACGUGCAUUUGCUCCGUCGGGCCAUGGCCCAGCUGACCUACAGCUCCCUCUGUCCUCCUGACGACCUGGCCGCGCGGGGCCUGCUGGGAAUCCCAAGCGCCCUCUACGCCCACGACGCCCUACGGCUCUGGGAGAUCAUUGCCCGCGUUUGGAAAGAGCUAGGGAACGUCCCCCAAGACAACGCCGGUAAGACCUGUCCCCACAAACAGUACGUGCAGGGCAUCGUCCGCCUUUUCUACCACAGGGACGACGUCGUGAGAGGGGACCCUGAGCUGCAGGCCUGGUGCCGGGAGAUCACCGAGGUGGGGCUGUGCCAGGCCCAGGACCGAGGUUUCCCUGCCUCCUUCCAGUCCCAGAGUCAGCUCUGUCGUUUCCUCACCAUGUGCGUCUUCACUUGCACUGCCCAGCACGGGGCCAUCAACCAGGGCCAGCUGGACUGGUACGCCUGGGUCCCUAACGCCCCGUGCACCAUGCGGAUGCCCCCACCCACGACCAAGGAAGACGUGAAAAUGGCCACAGUGAUGGGCUCGCUACCUGACAUCCGACAGGCCUGUCUUCAAAUGACCAUCACGUGGCACCUGGGUCGCCGCCAGCCAGACAUGGUACCUCUGGGGCACCACAAAGAGAAGUAUUUCUCAAGCCCCAAGGCCAAGGCUGUAUUAAGCCAAUUCCAAACAGAUCUGGAAAACUUAGAAAGAGAGAUCACAGCCCGGAAUGCACAAGUGGACCUGCCCUACGACUACCUGAGGCCCAGCCGCAUAGAGAACAGUGUUACCAUCUGAGCUCUAGGGCGCCCCCGCCUGGAGGCCUUCAGACCCACGCUAGUGCUGAUGCUUCAUCUUGAAUUUCCAGGAGUCCAGUCUCUGCUGCUAAAGCUCUACUCUCUCCCCCUAACUAAAGCCCCCACGUCAGUAUCCCACCAGUCCGGGGGUGGGGGGGGGGGCUGCAAACCUUUUCUGUAAAGGGCCAGCAAUAAAUGUCUCAGGCUUUGCA